This is a messenger RNA of Caenorhabditis angaria, 1502 nucleotides long. NCBI's taxonomy places the organism in Eukaryota, Metazoa, Nematoda, Chromadorea, Rhabditida, Rhabditidae. The record is from the annotation of a GenBank genome assembly.
AUGCCGGAUAGAUUUCUAACAUUUUUGAAUUCUUCAACAAUUCAAAAUCUAGAAUGGACUUCCGAAUUGCAAUUAAUGCUCAUAAUCGAACAAAUUUGUAUAUGUUUAACGUAGGAACACAAAAUUAAAAUUCUGAAAAAAAAUAGAUCAAAAUUUUUUUUCCAGUUUCAUCCAAUAUCUUUUCAACUUCUAUCUCCUCAUCAAAUUUCGAGUGAUGCACCGUAAUCUUCACAUUCUCCUUUUCAUAUACGGCGGUCAAUAUUUUCUGUCGAUUUCCGCAAGAUCGAUUUUGAUAUAUCUACAGUACUACAAUUUGGAAAAUACUGGUGAUUUUUUGUUGUUGAAAGGAUACGUGUUUUCUUGGAAUGGGCUGGAAAGUUUAUGAAAUUUUGCAGCUGAAAAACCACAAUCAGAAGAUUUUGCAAAAUAUGUAACAUUAAAAUGAUCGGAAUGAACUCGUUUUAACAUUUUUUGAAGUUUUGAAAAUUGACUGGAAAACAUUAGUAUCAAAUUAAUCGGUAAUUCAAAAUUUUGAAAAAAUUUUUCUAGAACUCGGAAGAAUUGCGAAUUACUGUCGAACAAUUUGUGUAUUUCUAGUCCUUGGAAUGUUGCCAUUUUUAGUUUUUGAAAGAUGUUUUGCCACGUGUCUUGCGGGAACUUAUGAAAAUAAUAAACAUAUUUGGAUUCCCGCAUUGCUCAUAUCAAUUAUGAUACCCUACAGUACACUUUCAGCUAUGGCUUAUAUCAGAAGUAAGUUCUUUGAAUCUCUUUAUUGUUUUUUAUCCGAAUUGUUUUGUUUUUCAGGAUGGUAUCCGAUUUAUAUUCAUUGUAUAAAUAUUAUAUGUUUCAACAUUGGCUCAAGUUUAUUGCUCAUUGUACUUGAAAAAUGUAAUUUCCGACAUCAUCGAAAUUAUACACCGAGACAUCCGAGUUAUUCAUUGAGUACCAGGUUUCAAAUCUCCGAAAAUAUCAAAACUUGCCAGGUAUUUUUUUCCCGAUUAAUUUUUCUCAGUACAUUUUUGUUUUCAGUGGCUUUCUCGAAUUCAAACUCAUAUUCUAUGUUUCAAUAUUGCUUGUUGUUGUUUGUUAUCUUUGGAAUUUACAUCGGUUUCUCAAAAAGUUAUAGUAGCUGCAAAUGUGGCAUUCAAUUUCACUUUUAUUUUGUGAGUAUUCUUUUGAAUGCGACUUCAAUUUUAAUUAUAACGAACAAAAAAUCAUGUUCCAGAUAUGCUGCAAUUGUUCCUUGUUUCAUUAUUUAUUGCACGCCAGAAUGGUCGAGAGAAACAAAAAGAUUGGUAUGUUAGACAUCUAACCUUUCAAAAUUAAAAUUUACUUUCCAGUUUUAUCUGCUGACUUCUCGAAAAUCUGGAUUCAAUCAAAACUUGCCGCAAUCAACUUUUGGGAGGGAAUUAGUUUAUGAAAAACAUGUCGAAGCUCAAAUGUAUUUUGAUUUUCUGGCAAAAGAUCUCAGGAAUUGUGUAUCCGAAGCGGUGUUCCUUUGA